AGUGUAUCGCAGGGAGGAGGGGGAGGAGACUCAUCAUGUCCGCUGGAAAAACAACAACUGACGGAGGCAACACUUUGGUCGGCUGCCUCCAUUCCCGCUGACAUUCGUCCAGAUAUUUCCUUCCCCUCAUCAUCACAUCUCAUCGUUCUGCUUCGCCACGGUAAAAAAAAUAAAUACAAAAUAAGAAGAGAUGAGUCAGACUGAGCAGGUGCUUGAGGUCACACCUGCUAACCUCAGUGACGACCCAGUGGAUUCAGCAGACACCCUCAAAGAGCACCCUCAGACGGGCAUGUUGGGCAGGUUGGCAGGGGGCUUGUACGGCGCCACCAAGGGGGCUUUAGGAGCGACCGUGGGCGGCGUGGUCUGGAUCGGCGGAAAGAGCCUGGACCUCACGAAGACGGCCGUCUGCUCGGUGGCCGCCGUGCCCGCGGCCGGCGUGGGCCUGGUCAAGGGAGGAGUGUGCGCCGUCGCCGGCGGCGUGACGGCCGUGGGCUCCGCCGUGGUCAGCCAAGUUCCCAUGGGAGGAGGCAAAAAGAAGGACAAGUCCGACUGAGGGGAGUGCGCACCUCCCACAUGUUGGCUACACAAGACUCAAAUUACUUUGGCGCGGGUUCUGUCCCUUGUGUGUUGACUUACAAUCAUCUCGUGGUCAAGAGCGAGGAAAGACUUGUUUGCUGUUAAAGGAAAACACAUUUAUUUUCACCGCAGGUGUGAAGUGGUCCAAUUAAAAGUGAUUUCACUGCACCAGCAAACCUUGAAUCUCAGCAGCUGGACAAUGGAUGACUGAGCAGGUCAGUACAGUACAUUCCUCCUCCUGUACAGUAUGUCAGUGCGUGUGGGCGACCUCUGGUGGCCAGAGUAGGAGAUACAACCUGUCACUUCCCCUCUCACUACCUUGUUGCUCCUUUUCAACUCCGCACGACACAAGCAUUGUGUGGCACUUUUUGGAAGCUGACUAAUAAAUGGUCGAAUCAA
Messenger RNA from Nerophis ophidion (straightnose pipefish), 975 nucleotides. RefSeq names its product transmembrane protein 263 (gene tmem263). The transcript has 3 exons. Lineage: Eukaryota; Metazoa; Chordata; Actinopteri; Syngnathiformes; Syngnathidae. The record is from RefSeq and is a predicted model, not a curated record. Bases 191 to 553 code for a protein of 120 amino acids.